Molecule: messenger RNA, 378 nt
Organism: Auxenochlorella protothecoides
Lineage: Eukaryota; Viridiplantae; Chlorophyta; Trebouxiophyceae; Chlorellales; Chlorellaceae
Exons: 2
Source: RefSeq, a predicted model, not a curated record
CUCGAGGAAUUUGGAUCAACAUUCAACCCUUCUCACUCCAGGGACCGACGCGUGGUGCAGCAUGAGCGGCUCCAGGACUUCAUCGAGCUGACCAACGCCAAGGACCCAAAGCAUCAGAAGCCUCCGACGGUCAAGUCUCUGGUGCUGUACGUCCCCGCAUGGCUCAGGUACUAUGCCAUUCCCUCACCUCUGAAGUACAUCGUUUAUGCCAUCGUACGCGCUGUUCUUACGGCGCACUACAAGUGGAAGAAGUGGGCCGUCCUACAAGGCGCAAGAUUGGAUGACAGGCUGCAGACGCAAGCGUAUGGGACAUCCAGGGUGGAGGCGGGUCGCCUGCUCCGGCGGCUGCAUGGCAAGGAGAGCGUGCUGGACACCCUG